UCCAGCGAGGGGGGUGGACGCCGCCCCGCCGGCCGCUGCAGUAGCCGCGUCAGGUGAGUGCGGGCGCCGCAGAGAUUGAGGCGUCACGGCUGCGGCAGGAGUCCGAGCCAAACUCUCAGCGCGGCCCUGAGCGUCCCAGGAAGGAAGGGACGGCCGGGCACUCGCCGAGGGGGCGCCGGCGCCGAGCAGCCAGCAGUCGCCCUUCUCGAGUCGCGCCGAGCGUGGCACGCAGGCGACCCCCCCCCAGGGUCCGGUGACCCCGAAGGAGCCGGUCGAGCGCACACUUGCUGACGGACGAGGGUGGGAGAGAGCGCGGAGCUGCGAGCGACCCCAGCGCGAUGAGCGGCGAGGGCGGCUACAACUUCAGGCGGGCGGCUAUACGGCGGAAGUCCAAUCCCUUCUACCUGCCGCUGGGGACCCCUCGGCCCUGGAGACCCGCGUCACACGUGGGACGGCCCGAGACGGCCACCUUCAGGAGCCAGGCACCUGCGGACGGCCCAGAUUCCCAAAUAGAGGUCCAUGGAGAAGUCAGCUUUCCCAAGAUCUUACAGCAAGUCACUGGCUGUUCCUGCUCACCGAGUUCCAGUUCUGUGCCAAGCAGCAGUACCUGUCCAAAGAUCACUAUAGUUCCACCUUGUUUGAAGAGAAGCACAACCCCACAGGUUGAUCAGAAUGUAUGUAAUGAAGAGGCUCAGGGAAUAAAUGGAAAAACGCCAGCGAAACACUCAGCUGCAAGUCCAAAGCCACAAGUGCCUCCAAAGCCAUUACAUCUGCAGAACUCACCUUUGUCCAAUAGACACCAAACCCCCAGGCAUAAAGCUUUAUCUAGUGAGAAACCAAGGAUGGAGGAAGUUAAACCUGCCUCUGCUUCUUGUGUCUCAAAAGAAAAACCCAGUAAGGUAUCAGAUCUCAUCAGUCGCUUUGAAGGAGGCAGCGCAUUAUCAAAUUACAGUGAUUUGAAGAAAGACUCUGGUAUGAACCUGAAUGUUCCUAGAACCCCAGGAAGGCAUGGACCGACAGCCACCCCUCAGCAAAAGCUCCUCUCCCAGCACCCACCACCGAAGCCAGAAAAUGGCGCAGAUCCAACUCAGGGUGUACAGGCUGGUGUGGCUAAUGGUGUGAUGGCAGCACAAAACCAGAGGGAAUGUGAAGAGGAUAAAGUGGCCACUCUUAGCCCAGAAACUCCAGUUCAAACUUCUGACCCCUUGCUUGCUGUGAACUUAGUGAACGGAGAAGGAGAGGAGGAAGCAACCACAGGCCCUGCAUCCCCCACAGCAAAUGACUAUGAUGGAAAUGCUUCUGACAGUAGCUGCAGGACUCCCAGGGUCAGCCAGGUGCUCCCCUUGGAAGAAGAAAGGGCAGACACAGAAGCCAAGGUGCAAGAGCGGGAAGAUGGAGAAAGUCCUCUGGAACUGGACCAGCUGGACCAGCACCACGAGAUGAAGGAAACGAAUGAGCAAAAACUUCACAAGAUAGCCAAUGAACUUUUGCUUACAGAAAGAGCUUACGUCAACCGACUCGACCUCUUAGAUCAGGUAUUUUACUGCAAAUUAUUAGAAGAAGCAAAUCGCGGCUCAUUUCCAGCAGAGAUGGUGAAUAAAAUCUUUUCUAAUAUUUCAUCAAUAAAUGCCUUCCAUAGUAAAUUCCUAUUGCCAGAGCUGGAAAAACGAAUGCAAGAAUGGGAAACAACCCCUAGAAUUGGUGACAUCCUUCAGAAAUUGGCACCAUUCCUUAAGAUGUAUGGAGAAUAUGUGAAGGGAUUUGAUAACGCAAUGGAAUUGGUUAAAAACAUGACCGAGCGUAUUCCCCAGUUCAAAUCAGUAGUUGAAGAAAUUCAGAAACAGAAGAUCUGUGGGAACUUGACUUUGCAGCAUCACAUGCUGGAACCCGUUCAGCGAAUUCCCCGGUACGAGAUGCUUCUGAAGGACUACCUAAGGAAAUUGCCCCCUGAUUCUCCGGACUGGAAUGAUGCUAAAAAAUCACUUGAAAUUAUAUCUACAGCAGCAAGCCAUUCUAAUAGUGCAAUAAGAAAAAUGGAGAACCUAAAGAAACUCUUAGAGAUUUAUGAAAUGUUGGGAGAGGAAGAAGACAUUGUAAAUCCUUCAAAUGAACUAAUAAAAGAGGGACAGAUCCUCAAACUAGCUGCUCGGAACACAUCGGCACAAGAACGCUACCUUUUCUUAUUCAACAACAUGUUGCUAUACUGUGUACCAAGAUUCAGCUUGGUGGGCUCUAAAUUCACGGUUCGAACGAGGGUUGGCAUUGAUGGAAUGAAAAUCGUGGAGACUCACAAUGAAGAAUAUCCGCACACUUUCCAGGUAUCUGGGAAGGAGAGAACGCUAGAGCUGCAAGCCAGUUCUGAGCAAGACAAAGAAGAAUGGAUCAAGGCUCUUCAACAGACCAUUGAUGCUUUCCAUCAGAGGCAUGAGACCUUCAGAAAUGCAAUUGCAAAGGAUAACGACAUGCACUCAGAGGUUUCUACUGCUGAACUAGGGAAAAGAGCUCCAAGAUGGAUCCGAGAUAAUGAAGUAACAAUGUGUAUGAAAUGCAAAGAGUCCUUCAAUGCACUGACAAGAAGAAGGCAUCAUUGCCGAGCAUGUGGACAUGUGGUUUGUUGGAAGUGUUCUGAUUACAAAGCUCAACUUGAGUACGAUGGUGGAAAAUUAAACAAAGUUUGUAAAGACUGUUAUCAAAUAAUAAGUGGAUUCACGGACAGUGAAGAAAAAAAAAGAAAAGGAAUUUUAGAGAUUGAAUCGGCAGAAGUAUCUGGAAACAGCAUAGUGUGCAGCUUUCUUCAGUAUAUGGAGAAGUCAAAACCUUGGCAGAAAGCUUGGUGUGUGAUCCCCAAACAGGACCCUCUUGUGCUGUAUAUGUAUGGUGCCCCCCAGGACGUCCGAGCCCAGGCCACCAUUCCACUCCUCGGCUAUGUGGUGGACGAUAUGCCAAAGAGUGCAGACCUGCCCCACAGUUUCAAACUGACCCAGUCCAAGUCUGUGCACAGCUUUGCUGCAGACAGUGAGGAACUGAAACAGAAGUGGCUGAAAAUCAUCUUCUUAGCUGUCACAGGUGAAACACCAGAUGGUCCCAACAAGCAUCCAGCCACCUUGGAUGAUCAUCCCGAACCUAGGAAAAAGUCAGAAUGCUGAACUCCAGGACCACCGAUGAUGUGGAGGUCUCAAGAUUUACAGCUCAAGACAUUCCCAGCCCUCCUUACUCAUCUCUUAGCACUUUAUGUUGAAAAUAUAGGCUCAUAAAUGCAUCUUUUGGGGACUAUUUUCCUAUGUUUCUGUACUGUUAGUGAAACUGAUGUGCAGAGCCAUUCUACCGAUAAAAGUUUGAAAUAAUGUGAAAAUAGAGCAUUUUUUAAUGAGCUAUUCCUUGCAUAUGUACUUUUGUCUUGAAGAAAACAGUAUCAAUGGGUUCUAUCACUAUCAGGUUAGAAUAAGCCACUUCCAUCUAAGGUCCUUUAUGUCUUCUCCCUCACAGGUAGGACUUGUAACAGUUUGAAAAAUAUACCUCCAUGUUGCCAAAAUAGAUCCAUGGUUAAAAAAGAAAAAAAAAUUACAGGGACAGUUUAGGCUAUUGUAUUAACUUAUUUAAUUUAGUUUAUGAAGCUCAAGCUGCAUAAAUAAUGUAUGUUCUUUUAAAACAAAAAGGACAACUUGUUGGUGUUCAAACUUUCAACUUAUUAAGAAAAGAUAGUACUUGUUUUUGUAGAAAUAUUCCUAAGAAGAAAAUAUCUCAAGUAUAUAGCAAUUAUGUGUAUAUAGUAUUAAAUAUGAAUAUAAUUAUAUUAUACAUGUUUUUCUCUUCAGCUUUAGGUUCAUAUUUGUCUCUAAUUUAUUUUUUAAAUAUAAAGCAUGUUUUAUCUUGAAAUUGAACAAUGUUCUAAACUUCAGAAAUGUUUUUGGUGAUUUAUGUUUAACUGAUUGACAUCUAAGGGUAUUGAUAUUUUUAUAAUAAGAAAAAGCAGUAAUUUAUGUGGCAUGGGAUAUAUUAGUUCCAACAGUAUUUUUAAAGUACUAUUUUUUCGUUCUGUGCCUAUUUAAAACAGUGCCUCUCUUUGAAGGUGCUAAUAAUACCUAUUUAAAUAUAUAAUGAGGGUUUAAUUAAUGCUUCAGUCUUGAUUAUUCUGAGAUAAUACACUUUGGCCACUGGGAUGGUGGAAGUCACGCAGGUUAUUUUACCUUUCACAGUCCUGCAAUUGUUGUAGCAGUUAAUAUCAGCAUGUGCAAAAAUGUUCACAGAAACGUGAGCCGUACAAGAUCCCUGACUUUAUACAGAACUGGGACACAUGGAAACUACAUUUAUUGUAAUGUUUUUCUUUUCCAUAAGACUGUUAAGCAUGGUCAAAUGAGGACUAUAUAUAGUUAACACUUAAGAUAACUGUGUGGGCCUAUUCCUUUGUCAGAUGGGAAAUGAAAUUCACGUGUGAUAACCUGUGUCUGAGGGGUAGGUAGAUAGAUAUUAGAGGAAGUUUAUGCUCAACUCUUCUAACCACCUUAGUGAAGAAGAGGAGAAGAAAACAAUAAUCAAAAGCAAUAUUUUAAUGGCAGAUUUGGGAGGUACAAGAUAUUUGAAGAGAGUCUGAGCAUUUUUUUCAAACCCUGUCAACUGGGGAAUUUUUAAUAGUCAAAACAUGAUUUCUUGUCACAAAGGCUGCUCUUCAUUAUAUUAUAUUGUGGUUGUGAUUAAAAUCUCACAUUAAGUUGGCUAUUUAACUUAAUCUUUUUCUCCAAUUAGUUUUUCCCCCCAUUUAUCCUGUUAUGCCCCAGACAUUAUCACUUUCAAAUGCCUAAGUCUGCUAGAAAUCCACAGGAACGACCCCACUAUCUUGGCCUUUGCGAAUUAUACCUUAAGUGUAGAAUGGAUUUACUCAGAAUUUGAGACAGCCACACAUUUAUUCAGGCCUGUCAUUUUAAGAAGUAUUUGAAGUCUCUCCUUUUCCCCCCCCACUCCAAAGGAGAAGGUAAACUAAUUAUGGCUGACACAAUUAGAUUGCCUUUCUCUAUAAAAGGAAUGCCAGCCAUGAUCAUUAAUAUUAAACCAAAUAUUUGAAAUCAGAGAUAAAGAAAGGUGUAGCUUCUUAGGCCCUAUCAAAUCAGGGACAGACUGAAAGAAAUGUUACAUCACUUCUCUUUUCUAGUUGCCAAUCGUGUGGGGGCUGGUGUGUGUGUAUGUACAACAUACGUAUUCAGGGUAGCUUUUGAGACGCUUACACUAGAGCUGUAGAUGAUGCAUUGGCGUUCUUAAUCUCCAAAAAAGAGAAGCAAUAAAGAUGUAGAAUGAUUAUCAGGAGAACAUGACUUUUGUAAACUGUGACUAGAGCAUUGGAAACGUAAGGGUCAGUUUAGAAGAUUUAUGGGCCAGAUUAUUUUUGACACCUAUUUUGAACAAUGAGGAGAGUACACUUUGCCAAUCAUAAAUUGUUAUCCUGCAAUGGGAGUAACAUGAAUACACUCAAGUUUUGGCUCAGUAAAUAUCAAUGUUAUUUAAUUUAGAUUAUCAAAAGAAUAUGUAAAAAGAAUAUAGUCAUGUUCUUAACAUUAUCUUUAAUUUUUCAAAAAAAUUAGAAGUAAUAGUACUAGAAGAGAAUUUCUGAUUAUCCAAGUUACCAUCUUUCAUGGUCCACCCUGUGUUCUUUCAACAAGCACAAAGAGAAGCAUUGAGGCAGCCUUACCUGUUUCUCAUAAAGAAUCACUAAUGCUUUUACUUGGAGGAAGGCAAGGGAACACCCUUAGGCAUGUAGUAAACACUCAGCUAAACCAAAAGACAUCAGAGUGUGAUUGGUUUCAAGAACCAUCAUAUGUCUUGGUUUCCGAGACACCUGAGCAGUCAUGACAAAUUGAACAUAAAAAAACAAUUGAUUGCUUUCCUAUUAAAACCAGCAUUCCAUAUAGGUUUUAUUCUUUAUUUUCCCUAAUUUGGUGCUUUCCAAGUCAUCUUUAAAGUGCCCUUUCUCCAAACUUAAAAAAUACUUCUUGAUAAAAACUAUUCAUUAAAACAUUCCAAUUUUUUAAACUUAAAUUUUGCUUUUACUGAAAGUCUACCAUUUGGUAUAUUAAGUAUGAAAUGUAGUGCAGACUUAUCCAGGUUUUAAGUGGGACUCAAUGAUGAAAAAUGCCACCAGCCGCUUUUGUAAUAAUGGCAUCUACAAUGCCAUCAUGUAUGCAAGCAAUAAAAUUCUUCAGGGUAUGUUUUUAUACUGAAAUUUUAAUAUGAAUGCCCCUAGCCACAAGGAUAUAGAGAAUUAACUUUUAGAAAUGAUACUAUAACUCAAAAUGCUGGGUAUAGGGAAGGGAAUGGGGGGCAUUAUUCCUUGGAUUCAAGUAAGUGUCAAAAGCAUUUUUCCUUUUGCAAAGGGUAUGGAUGGUGAGAGAAUUAAGCACAUCUGCACUACUUUAUCCAGCUACAUUCAUUUUCCAUGAAGUUUAAUACAACAUACAGGUUGGUGUACUUACCUGCAUUGGGUGACCUACCCCAAUUUAAAAAAAAAAAUAUUCCAACCUAAAAAAUUACUAAACUUUUUACAAUAACUAACCUUUUAAAUGUGCCCUGUCCCCAUAUAUAAAUACACAUUUGGAUUUUUUAAAGAGUACUUGUCGUAGUCAUAAGUAUAUAAACCACAAUCUUCAUAGUACUGCAGGGUUGUUAAAGAUUCAUUGAUGCCUUCUAAAAACCUUAUAUCAAAAAUACUUCCAUGAGUUCACAAUUCUGUUUUACGUUUUCUUGUCUACUUUGUGGAAACAGGGUAGAUUUUUUUUUCCUUUCAAAGUUUAGAUCCCAUUUCUGAUUAUAGUUAAAGCCUUAAGUUCUUAUUCUGAGAAUAUUGUCUGUAAUAACUCUAAUAAUGAUCUUUCUGGACUAGAUAUACCCAGAGGAAAAGGCACCAACAGGAGCAAAUAAACUUCUGAGGAACAAAAGUCUUAUUUUUUGCAGGUAUCCUUGCUAUAAUGCAGAAUAGAAGAUUAAUUAAAAUUUCCUACAUCAUAUGAUGUUUGUGUUAGCGGGUCUGAGAUUAAGCACAUGGUAUUUAUAAGCUAAAAUUAAUUCAAAAGGCAAGAAUGUCUUAAUGUUUUCAUUCUUCAAUUUUGUAUUCUUCAAGAAUGUAAUAAUAUAAAAACUGUGGCUAACCAGUUCUUAUUCUAUAGAACUGUAUUGACACCUGUAGUGGAUCGUGUUACUUCUUCAUUCUCAUCCAAUUUUAGUAGAAUCAAAUUGCUUUUUAUUUUCAUAUUACUAUUUACUAUAGAUUCUUCAGAUUUAGAAAAUGAGUAUGAUAUAUAAAGACCACUAGAUAUGUUUUUAAAACCCUUUGUGUGAAUUUAUGCAUAUAUGUAUAUAUGUAAAAACAUUGUUGAUUUCCAAUUCUGUUUUUCCAUAGGAAUGAAAUUUUUAUAGAAAAUGUUCUUUUUAACUUAAAUAUUUUAACAUAAAUUAUUUACAUGAAUUUUUAGUACAAUUCAUCCUUAUGUGUGCCCCGUAAUCAUGUUUUCAUGAGAUUACUUUCUUUACUGAUACAGUAAAGAGGAAUAAAAAAUUAGGAACUGAAAUAAGCAAGAGUGAACAGAGAGGUAGACAGAAAGAGAAUGCUGAUCACCAGAUUAGAGUGGUAUAUGUUCAGACAAGAGAAAAAUACUUGAACUGCAGAAGGGAUAUGAACUAUAAAAUAGAAAUCUUUAUAAUUGCAUACUGAUGGGAUCUGUGGCACCCAGGCCUUUUCUCCAUUAGUUACUUUUUCCUUUAGGCUUAAAAUACUCUCAUUCUAUGGGCCAUUUUCUGCACUGUUUACUGAGGUAAAAAAAUUCCUCUAAAGUCAAUCAUGGUUUUUCCACUUUUUGGACUGAGCAUUUGUCAGAAUGCAAUGUCUUUUCUGUGUUUUGAGAUGGACUAGCAUAUGGCUUCUACAAAAUAGUUUUUACUCAUUGGGGUCACUGAGAGUUACAUGAUGGUAUACUUCUUCCUAAAAUUUGUUAUGGUAGAUUUAGUGAGAAAUUAAAUCAAGAAGUCUCAUUGUAACAUAUUUUAAUAAGUGAAUACCAAAUACAUAGAGUGAGAUAUAUAUCAAUUUGGAAAGAAACACAAUAGUCUUGGGGACCAUUAUGAUAACAGAAUUGCAUUAUAUAUUACACAUGAUGUGGAUGUUGGAAUGUAUCAUUUGAGGGGGGUCUCCAUUCAUUAGCAAUCAUGCCUGUAUAUAAAACUUUUUUUUUAACCAAACUAGCAUUUUAUUUUGUGAGUGACAGUUGACUGAUAUUUUUGAAUAAGUGUUAUCUGGGUUUUAGAAUUGUUGACUGAUCAGUUUGAAAAGGUAUGUUACCAGAAUUUUAGAGUUAACUCCAAUGUGAAAAAGUGUACACAAAAAGUAAUUCUUUUCUAGCUAUAUGAAUGUAAUAUACUUGCAUAUAGUGUAUAUAUUGUGUAACAUAUGUAUAUUUGGUCAUAAAGGCAUAGAAUUGGAAACAUUGUAAAAUUAAGCACUUUAAUUCCUAUUAAAUAUUAAGCAUUUGUAUCUUGUAAAUAAAUACAUCCUUAAAUGAA
Messenger RNA from Ailuropoda melanoleuca (giant panda), 8541 nucleotides. It is a transcript of the gene FGD4, whose product is annotated as FYVE, RhoGEF and PH domain containing 4. The coding region runs from base 339 to 3146 and encodes 935 amino acids. The record is from RefSeq and is a predicted model, not a curated record. Gene Ontology annotation, molecular function: metal ion binding; guanyl-nucleotide exchange factor activity. Gene Ontology annotation, biological process: filopodium assembly; cytoskeleton organization. Lineage: Eukaryota; Metazoa; Chordata; Mammalia; Carnivora; Ursidae. The transcript is spliced from 18 exons. Gene Ontology annotation, cellular component: cytoplasm.